AUGACAAUCGAAGACGACGCCGUCGCAGGCGCCACGCUCGAACUCCUCGAGGCCCGCCUCCACCGCCUAACCUACCUCCUCACCGGCGACGCAACCUGGUCCGGCAUUCCCACGCCGCCGCCCAAACCGGCCUCGCUGGACGAGACCGUCUCGCGGAGACUGCAGCAGCUCGAGCGGGACCUUGGUAAACUUAGUAGGGAGGUUCCUGCUGUGCGGGAUAUGAUUCAAUUACACGACACCUUCCCUGACCUGAUCCGCCCAACACCCCCCCGAACCACCCCCGAAACACUCACCACGCAAAACCUCGCCUCAAUCGUCCUCGCCUACGCCUCCGCCUUUCCCGAAACCGCCUCGCGACUAUCGUCCCUGAACGACCUGCCCGUCCCGGACGCGGAGGCCUCCGCUGCGCUGGUCGCGCUGCAGAGUCGGCUCGAUGCGCUGGCGCAGAUCCAGGAGGACCAGGCGGGUGAGGUGGCGGAGUUGAGGGUGCGGUCGGCGAGGGCGCUGCAGCGGUGGUAUGAGGUGGGGGUUGUUGGGAGCGGGGAGUGUUGGGCGGAGUGGGAGGGGAGAUUGGGGGGUGUGGAGAGGGAGGUUAGGAGGGUGGAGGUUUUGAGGGGGAGGAGGGAGAGGGAGGUUUAA
Messenger RNA from Aspergillus candidus, 639 nucleotides. Its product is annotated as putative nuclear distribution protein RO10. Gene Ontology annotation, cellular component: dynactin complex. The record is from RefSeq and is a predicted model, not a curated record. Gene Ontology annotation, biological process: cytoskeleton-dependent cytokinesis. NCBI's taxonomy places the organism in Eukaryota, Fungi, Ascomycota, Eurotiomycetes, Eurotiales, Aspergillaceae. Bases 1 to 639 code for a protein of 212 amino acids. The transcript has 2 exons.